Molecule: messenger RNA, 5672 nt
Organism: Talpa occidentalis (Iberian mole)
Lineage: Eukaryota; Metazoa; Chordata; Mammalia; Eulipotyphla; Talpidae
Gene: PLCG1
Product: phospholipase C gamma 1
Exons: 32
Coding region: 299-4171 (1290 amino acids)
Biological process (GO): positive regulation of epithelial cell migration; phospholipid catabolic process; phosphatidylinositol-mediated signaling
Molecular function (GO): phosphatidylinositol-4,5-bisphosphate phospholipase C activity; protein binding; calcium ion binding
Source: RefSeq, a predicted model, not a curated record
GCGGGGGCGGCCGGGCGCGCGCGCCCCCGCCGCCGGGCACCCCGCGCCCCCGCCCGGGCCCGCCCGGGGGUCGCGGGGCGCAGGCGCGGCGGGCGGGGGUCCCCCCACGGGCGCGCGGGCGCCUUUGUUCCCGGCGCCGGCCGGGGCGGGGCCCGCGCCCGCCCCGCCCCCGCUCAGGCCCCGCCCGCCUCCCCGCAGGAGCCGCCGCCGGGGCCCGCUCGCGGCCGCCUCAGCCGUCGCCGCCGCCCGCUCCCGCCCGCCGGGCCUGCGCCGCCGCCGCCGCGCCCGGGCCGGAGCCAUGGCGGGCGCGGCGCCCCCCUGCGCCAACGGCUGCGGGCCCGGCGCGCCCUCGGACGCCGAGGUGCUGCACCUCUGCCGCAGCCUGGAGGUGGGCACCGUCAUGACUUUGUUCUACUCCAAGAAGUCGCAGCGGCCCGAGCGGAAGACUUUCCAGGUCAAGCUGGAGACGCGGCAGAUCACGUGGAGCCGCGGCGCCGACAAGAUCGAGGGGGCCAUUGACAUUCGUGAAAUCAAGGAGAUCCGCCCAGGGAAGACCUCAAGAGAUUUUGAUCGCUACCAAGAAGACCCUGCUUUCCGACCAGACCAGUCGCACUGUUUUGUCAUCCUGUAUGGAAUGGAAUUCCGCUUGAAGACCCUGAGUCUGCAAGCUACUUCUGAGGAGGAAGUAAACAUGUGGAUCAAGGGCUUAACCUGGCUGAUGGAGGAUACGUUGCAGGCAGCCACACCCCUGCAGAUUGAGAGGUGGCUGCGGAAGCAGUUCUACUCGGUGGAUCGGAAUCGUGAGGACCGUAUAUCAGCGAAGGACCUGAAGAACAUGCUGUCCCAGGUCAACUACCGGGUCCCCAACAUGCGCUUCCUCCGAGAGCGGCUGACGGACCUGGAGCAGCGCAGCAGUGACAUCACCUACGGGCAGUUUGCUCAGCUGUACCGAAGCCUCAUGUACAGCGCCCAGAAGACGAUGGACCUCCCCUUCUUGGAAGCCAGUGCCCUGAGGGCAGGGGAGCGACCUGAGCUUUGUCGAGUGUCCCUUCCUGAGUUCCAGCAGUUUCUCCUCGAGUACCAGGGGGAGCUGUGGGCUGUCGACCAACUCCAGGUACAAGAGUUCAUGCUCAGCUUCCUGCGAGACCCCCUACGGGAGAUCGAGGAGCCCUACUUCUUCCUGGAUGAGUUCGUCACCUUCCUGUUCUCUAAGGAGAACAGUGUGUGGAACUCGCAGCUGGAUGCUGUGUGCCCGGACACCAUGAACAACCCUCUGUCCCACUACUGGAUCUCCUCCUCACAUAACACGUACCUGACGGGGGACCAGUUCUCCAGCGAGUCUUCCCUGGAGGCUUACGCUCGCUGCCUGCGCAUGGGCUGUCGCUGCAUUGAGUUGGACUGUUGGGAUGGCCCAGAUGGGAUGCCGGUCAUCUACCACGGACACACCCUCACCACCAAAAUCAAGUUCUCAGACGUGCUGCACACCAUCAAGGAACAUGCCUUCGUGGCCUCAGAGUAUCCGGUCAUCCUGUCCAUCGAGGACCACUGCAGCAUUGCCCAGCAAAGGAACAUGGCUCAGUACUUCAAGAAGGUGCUCGGGGACACGCUCCUCACCAAGCCCGUGGACAUCGCUGCCGACGGGCUCCCUUCACCCAACCAGCUCAAGAGGAAGAUCCUGAUCAAGCACAAGAAGCUGGCGGAGGGCAGUGCCUACGAGGAGGUGCCCACGUCUGUGAUGUACUCUGAGAAUGACAUCAGCAACUCCAUCAAGAAUGGCAUCCUUUACCUGGAGGACCCUGUGAACCACGAGUGGUAUCCCCACUACUUCGUUCUGACCAGCAGCAAGAUUUACUACUCCGAGGAGACCAGCAGUGACCAGGGCAAUGAGGAUGAGGAGGAGCCCAAAGAGGCCAGCGGCAGCACAGAGCUGCACUCCAACGAGAAGUGGUUCCAUGGGAAGCUGGGCGCCGGCCGGGAUGGGCGGCACAUCGCCGAGCGCCUGCUCACCGAGUACUGCAUCGAGACAGGGGCCCCCGACGGCUCCUUCCUAGUGCGCGAGAGCGAGACCUUCGUGGGCGACUACACCCUCUCUUUCUGGCGGAACGGAAAAGUCCAGCACUGCCGGAUUCACUCCCGGCAGGAUGCAGGGACGCCCAAGUUCUUCUUGACAGAUAACCUCGUCUUUGACUCGCUGUAUGACCUCAUCACCCACUACCAGCAGGUGCCCCUGCGCUGCAACGAAUUUGAGAUGCGCCUCUCAGAGCCUGUGCCACAGACCAACGCCCACGAAAGCAAAGAGUGGUACCACGCGAGCCUGACUAGAGCGCAGGCCGAGCACAUGCUGAUGCGUGUCCCUCGUGAUGGUGCCUUCCUGGUGCGGAAACGGAGCGAUCCCAACUCGUAUGCCAUCUCCUUCCGGGCUGAGGGCAAGAUCAAGCAUUGCCGUGUCCAGCAGGAGGGCCAGACAGUGAUGCUGGGCAACUCGGAAUUUGAUAGCCUGGUGGACCUCAUCAGCUACUAUGAGAAACAUCCCCUGUACCGCAAGAUGAAGUUGCGCUAUCCCAUCAAUGAGGAGGCGCUGGAGAAGAUUGGCACAGCUGAGCCAGACUACGGGGCCCUGUAUGAGGGACGCAACCCUGGUUUCUAUGUGGAGGCAAACCCCAUGCCAACUUUCAAGUGUGCGGUCAAAGCCCUCUUCGACUACAAGGCCCAGAGAGAGGAUGAGCUGACUUUCACCAAGAGCGCCAUCAUCCAGAAUGUGGAGAAGCAAGAGGGAGGCUGGUGGCGGGGGGACUACGGUGGGAAGAAGCAGCUGUGGUUCCCGUCCAACUACGUGGAGGAGAUGGUCAGCCCAGCAGCCCUGGAGCCUGAGAGGGAGCACUUGGACGAGAACAGUCCCCUGGGGGACUUGCUGCGGGGUGUCUUGGAUGUACCGGCUUGUCAGAUUGCCAUCCGUCCCGAGGGCAAGAACAGCCGGCUCUUCGUCUUCUCCAUCAGCAUGGCGUCGGUGGCACACUGGUCCCUGGAUGUUGCUGCCGACUCACAGGAGGAACUGCAGGACUGGGUGAAAAAGAUCCGAGAGGUGGCCCAGACUGCCGAUGCCAGGCUCACCGAGGGGAAGAUGAUGGAGCGCAGGAAGAAGAUUGCCCUGGAGCUCUCGGAGCUCGUCGUCUACUGCCGGCCUGUGCCCUUCGAUGAAGAGAAGAUUGGCACGGAACGAGCCUGCUACCGGGACAUGUCGUCCUUCCCGGAGACCAAGGCUGAGAAAUACGUGAACAAGGCCAAAGGCAAGAAGUUCCUGCAAUACAACCGGCUGCAGCUCUCCCGCAUCUAUCCCAAGGGCCAGCGGCUGGACUCCUCCAACUACGACCCCCUGCCCAUGUGGAUCUGCGGCAGUCAGCUCGUGGCCCUCAACUUCCAGACCCCAGACAAGCCUAUGCAGAUGAACCAGGCCCUCUUCAUGGCCGGCGGGCACUGCGGCUACGUGCUGCAGCCCAGCACCAUGCGCGAGGAGGCCUUUGACCCCUUCGACAAGAGCAGCCUCCGUGGGCUGGAGCCGUGCGCCAUCUGCAUCGAGGUGCUGGGAGCUCGGCAUCUGCCGAAGAACGGCCGAGGAAUCGUGUGUCCUUUUGUGGAGAUUGAGGUGGCUGGAGCCGAGUAUGACAGCACCAAGCAGAAGACAGAGUUUGUGGUGGACAAUGGAUUGAACCCCGUGUGGCCGGCCAAGCCCUUCCACUUCCAGAUCAGUAACCCUGAAUUCGCCUUCCUGCGCUUUGUGGUGUAUGAGGAAGACAUGUUCAGCGACCAGAACUUCCUGGCACAGGCUACUUUCCCGGUGAAAGGCCUGAAGACAGGGUACAGAGCAGUGCCUUUGAAGAACAACUACAGCGAGGACCUGGAGUUGGCCUCCCUGCUUGUCAAGAUCGAUGUUUUCCCUGCGAAGGAGAACGGCGACCUCAGUCCCUUUGGUGGUACAUCCCUGCGCGAGCGGGGCUCCGAGGCCUCAGGUCAGCUGUUUCACGGCCGGGCCCGGGAAGGCUCCUUUGAAGCCCGUUACCAGCAGCCUUUUGAGGACUUUCACAUCUCCCAGGAGCAUCUCACAGACCAUUUUGACAGUCGGGAAAGAAGGGCCCCACGGAGGACUCGGGUCAGCGGAGACAACCGCCUCUAGUGGCACCAGCUCGCUGAGAGCAGCAGGUGCUGCACGCCUCGUGGAAUGCCGUGACCGGCUCCUUUGGAAGCGGCCUGCCGCGGAGCCCUCCUGGUCUCGCAGCCGGGAGCCUGAUUCCAGCAGUGAAUGCUAGACGAAAACCAAGCCAUUAAUGAGAUGUAUUACUGUUUUGGGCCUCCAUGCCCCAACUCUGGGUGAAGGCAAAAACUGUACCGUGUCUCGCAUUAAGCACACACAUCUGGCCCUGACUUCUGGAGACGGAUCGUUCUGCCUCGGGCCGGGACCAUGGCCACAGCCCCUUGGAGAGAGAGGCUGCCUCAGCUGGUGGUGCAGGAGGCCCUGAGGAGCCGCUGACAUUCCUGUGUGGCGGAGAGCAGCAGCCUCUCUGGGCCAGGGCAACAAACAAAGUUUACAUUGUCCUGUAGCUUUAAAACCACAGCCGGGCAGGGUGGGAGGGUAAAGCCCCCCAAGUUUGGCCCUGGAGCCAAGUCAGAGGAGCGCAGGGCCUGCCUGGAGAGGGCCUCUGCCUGCCCCAGGAGGAGGACACAGCACAAGGGCACGUUGCCCACGGCUGGGGACGCAUCCCAGCCUGAAAGAUAUAGGGGAUCGUGUUAAAAAUAGCAGUAUUAUUUUUCUUCUCAAUGGCAUUGUAACUUAAGUUAUUCAUUCCUCCUGCCCCUUGCCCUUGGAGGGAAACCGGAGCAGAGCCUUUGAGGGGAGCGCGGCAGACGGGCCUGCCGAGUCGGGAGAGGUUCAGUUUGGGGAGCUACGGCACUAGCAGUGGGGUAGGGGUGGGAAGAAAAGAAAUAGCAAAGCCGAUUCUGGUGAGGUUUUUUUGGGGUUUUUUGUUUUUUUUUUUUUUUUUAAGGCGACAACUACUCAACAUGCUUUCCCUUAGGAAUAAACGAGGGCUUGAGGAGUUGUCUGCCUGAGGGGUAGGCGGGGAGACAGGCAGGUGCUGAAUGAAGCUGCUGCACGCGUGGCAGUCUGUGUAGCCAGUGGAGAGACCCAGGGAAGGUUGGGAGGGCUGUCCCUACCUCUGAGGGCAGAGGCUGGGGUCCAGGCCCAGGGGCGCAAAGGCGCCUCCAGAGCAUAGCCAGCAUUCAGCACACGCAAACCCACUGCCCGGGUGUGGGCUCAGGGUUGGCCAUUUGCUAGUUCUGCUGCCCUCUUUAAGAUCUGACUGCCAAAUAAAUCAUCCUCAUGUCCUUUUUCCUUUAAUUCGUGUGCUUUUGGGGGGGCUCGGGAAGCCGUUGUCUGGAGCUAAGGACAGUUGCCUCACAGUUCUCCAGCAGAAGCAAGUUGGAAGAUUUUGCUAACUUACGGGUCAAGCAGGUCUUCCCUCCUCCGGGCCCAAAGGCAGUGUGAGGCCACCCUUGCCAGCCCAUCCGCUGUCAGGCUGAUGACAUGCAGCCACCUGAAAACAAGCCCAGGUUUCUGACGAGCCAGCUUUGCUCGUGACCCCCCCAGCUCCACAGAAACCUGUCAGAAGUGUCGCAUC